Messenger RNA from Mandrillus leucophaeus (drill), 13184 nucleotides. It is a transcript of the gene PLEC, whose product is annotated as plectin. Gene Ontology annotation, molecular function: ankyrin binding; structural constituent of muscle; cadherin binding. Bases 1 to 12165 code for a protein of 4054 amino acids. The record is from RefSeq and is a predicted model, not a curated record. NCBI's taxonomy places the organism in Eukaryota, Metazoa, Chordata, Mammalia, Primates, Cercopithecidae. The transcript is spliced from 36 exons. Gene Ontology annotation, cellular component: cytoskeleton; perinuclear region of cytoplasm; hemidesmosome. Gene Ontology annotation, biological process: wound healing; intermediate filament cytoskeleton organization; hemidesmosome assembly.
AUGGUGGCCGGCAUGCUCAUGCCACGGGACCAGCUGCGGGCCAUCUAUGAGGUGCUCUUCCGCGAGGGCGUGAUGGUGGCCAAGAAGGACCGGCGGCCCCGCAGCUGGCACCCCCAUGUGCCCGGCGUCACCAACCUGCAGGUCAUGCGUGCCAUGGCGUCCCUGCGGGCACGGGGCCUGGUCCGUGAGACCUUUGCCUGGUGCCACUUUUACUGGUACCUCACCAAUGAAGGCAUUGCCCACCUCCGCCAGUACCUGCACCUGCCACCGGAGAUCGUGCCUGCCUCUCUGCAGCGCGUGCGCCGCCCCGUCGCCAUGGUGAUGCCCGCACGCCGCACCCCCCACGUGCAGGCUGUGCAGGGUCCCCUGGGCUCCCCACCCAAGCGGGGGCCACUGCCGGUGGAGGAGCAGCGGGUCUACCGUCGGAAGGAGCUUGAGGAGGUGUCACCUGAGACCCCUGUGGUGCCUGCUACCACCCAGGGGACCCUGGCCAGGCCAGGCCCGGAGCCUGCCCCAGCCACAGAUGAGCGGGAUCGUGUGCAGAAGAAAACCUUCACCAAGUGGGUCAACAAGCACCUCAUCAAGGCCCAGAGGCACAUCAGUGACUUGUAUGAAGACCUCCGCGAUGGCCACAACCUCAUCUCCCUGCUGGAGGUCCUCUCGGGGGACAGCCUGCCCCGGGAGAAGGGGAGAAUGCGUUUCCACAAGCUGCAGAACGUCCAGAUUGCCCUGGACUACCUCCGGCACCGCCAGGUGAAGCUGGUGAACAUCAGGAAUGAUGACAUUGCCGACGGCAACCCCAAGCUGACCCUUGGCCUCAUCUGGACAAUCAUUCUGCACUUCCAGAUCUCAGACAUCCAGGUGAGCGGGCAGUCGGAGGAUAUGACGGCCAAGGAGAAGCUGCUGCUGUGGUCACAGCGCAUGGUGGAAGGGUACCAGGGCCUGCGAUGUGACAACUUCACCUCCAGCUGGAGAGACGGCCGCCUCUUCAACGCCAUCAUCCACCGUCACAAGCCCAUGCUCAUCGACAUGAACAAGGUGUACCGGCAGACCAAUCUGGAGAACCUGGACCAGGCUUUCUCUGUGGCGGAGCGGGACCUGGGAGUGACACGGCUCCUGGACCCUGAGGAUGUGGACGUCCCUCAGCCCGACGAGAAGUCCAUCAUCACCUACGUCUCGUCGCUGUAUGACGCCAUGCCCCGUGUGCCAGACGUGCAGGAUGGGGUGAGGGCCAACGAGCUGCAGCUGCGCUGGCAGGAGUACCGGGAGCUGGUGCUGCUGCUGCUGCAGUGGAUACGACACCACACCGCUGCCUUUGAGGAACGCAGGUUCCCCUCCAGCUUCGAGGAGAUUGAGAUCCUGUGGUCUCAGUUCUUGAAGUUUAAAGAGAUGGAGCUUCCAGCCAAGGAGGCCGACAAGAACCGGUCCAAGGGCAUCUACCAAUCCCUGGAGGGAGCGGUGCAAGCAGGCCAGCUCAAGGUGCCCCCUGGCUACCACCCGCUGGACGUGGAGAAAGAGUGGGGCAAGCUGCACGUGGCCAUCCUGGAGCGGGAGAAGCAGCUCCGCAGCGAGUUUGAGAGGCUGGAGUGUCUUCAGCGCAUCGUGACCAAGCUGCAGAUGGAGGCGGGGCUGUGUGAGGAGCAGCUGAACCAGGCCGACACCCUGCUGCAGUCGGAUGUCCGGCUGCUGGCCGCAGGCAAAGUGCCGCAGCGGGCAGGGGAGGUGGAACGGGACCUGGACAAAGCGGAUAGCAUGAUCCGGCUGCUGUUCAAUGACGUGCAGACCCUCAAGGAUGGACGGCACCCGCAGGGCGAGCAGAUGUACCGCAGGGUAUACCGUCUGCACGAGCGCCUGGUAGCCAUCCGCACCGAGUACAACCUCCGGCUGAAGGCGGGCGUGGCGGCCCCUGCAACCCAGGUGACCCAGGUGACUCUGCAGAGUGUGCAGAGGCGCCCUGAGCUGGAGGACUCCACUCUGCGCUACCUGCAGGACCUGCUGGCGUGGGUAGAGGAGAACCAGCACCGUGUGGAUGGCGCUGAGUGGGGUGUGGACCUGCCCAGCGUGGAGGCGCAGCUGGGCAGCCACCGAGGCCUGCACCAGUCCAUCGAAGAAUUCCGGGCCAAGAUUGAGCGGGCACGGAGUGAUGAGGGCCAGCUCUCCCCUGCCACCCGGGGUGCCUACCGUGACUGCCUGGGUCGGCUGGACCUGCAGUACGCCAAGCUGCUGAAUUCCUCCAAGGCCCGCCUUAGGUCCCUGGAGAGCUUGCACAGCUUUGUGGCAGCCGCCACUAAGGAGCUAAUGUGGCUAAAUGAAAAGGAGGAGGAGGAAGUGGGCUUCGACUGGAGCGACCGCAACACCAACAUGACCGCCAAGAAGGAGAGCUACUCGGCCCUGAUGCGGGAGCUGGAGCUGAAGGAGAAGAAGAUCAAGGAGCUCCAGAGUGCUGGGGACCGGCUGCUGCGGGAGGACCACCCGGCCCGGCCCACGGUGGAGUCCUUCCAGGCGGCCCUGCAGACGCAGUGGAGCUGGAUGUUGCAGCUGUGCUGCUGCAUCGAGGCACACCUGAAGGAGAACGCUGCCUACUUUCAGUUCUUCUCAGAUGUGCGGGAGGCCGAGGGGCAGUUGCAGAAGCUGCAGGAGGCGCUGCGUAGGAAGUACAGCUGUGAUCGCUCCGCCACCGUCACCCGGCUGGAGGACCUGCUGCAGGAUGCCCAGGACGAAAAGGAACAGCUGAACGAGUACAAGGGGCACCUCUCGGGCCUGGCCAAGCGGGCCAAGGCCAUCGUGCAGCUGAAGCCCCGCCACCCAGCCCACCCCAUGCGGAGCCGCCUGCCCCUGCUGGCCGUGUGCGACUAUAAGCAGGUGGAGGUAACCGUGCACAAGGGUGACGAGUGCCAGCUGGUGGGCCCUGCGCAGCCGUCCCACUGGAAGGUGCUCAGCAGCUCCGGCAGCGAGGCCGCCGUGCCCUCCGUGUGCUUCCUGGUGCCCCCGCCCAACCAGGAGGCCCAGGAGGCUGUCACCAGGUUGGAGGCCCAGCACCAGGCCCUGGUCACGCUGUGGCACCAGUUGCACGUGGACAUGAAGAGCCUUCUGGCCUGGCAGAGCCUUCGCCGUGACGUGCAGCUCAUCCGCUCCUGGUCCCUGGCCACGUUCCGCACCCUGAAGCCAGAGGAGCAGCGCCAAGCCCUGCACAGCCUGGAGCUGCACUACCAGGCCUUCCUGCGGGACAGCCAGGACGCAGGCGGCUUUGGGCCCGAGGACCGGCUGAUGGCCGAGCGCGAGUACGGCUCCUGCAGCCACCACUACCAGCAGCUACUGCAGAGCCUGGAGCAGGGUGCACAGGAAGAGUCUCGCUGCCAGCGCUGCAUCUCUGAGCUCAAAGACAUCCGGCUGCAGCUGGAGGCCUGUGAGACGCGCACCGUGCACCGCCUGCGGCUGCCGCUGGACAAAGAGCCGGCCCGGGAGUGUGCGCAGCGCAUCGCUGAGCAGCAGAAGGCGCAGGCGGAGGUGGAGGGACUGGGUAAAGGGGUCGCCCGGCUCUCCGCCGAGGCCGAGAAGGUCCUGGCCCUGCCAGAGCCAUCACCUGCGGCCCCCACGCUGCGCUCGGAGCUGGAGCUGACGCUGGGCAAGCUGGAGCAGGUCCGCAGCCUGUCUGCCAUCUACCUGGAGAAGCUCAAGACCAUCAGCCUGGUGAUCCACAGCACGCAGGGAGCCGAGGAGGUGCUCAGGGCCCAUGAGGAGCAGCUCAAAGAGGCCCAGGCCGUGCCGGCCACCCUCCCAGAGCUCGAGGCCACCAAGGCCUCUCUGAAGAAGCUGCGGUCCCAGGCUGAGGCACAGCAGCCCGUGUUUGACGCCCUGCGGGAUGAGCUGCGGGGGGCGCAGGAGGUGGGGGAGCGACUGCAGCAGCGGCACGGGGAGCGGGACGUGGAGGUGGAGCGCUGGCGGGAGCGGGUCGCCCAGCUGCUUGAGCGCUGGCAGGCUGUGUUGGCCCAGACCGAUGUGCGGCAGCGUGAGCUCGAGCAACUGGGCCGCCAGCUGCGUUACUACCGCGAGAGCGCAGACCCCCUGGGCGCCUGGCUGCAGGAUGCCAGGCAGCGGCAGGAGCAGAUUCAGGCCGUGCCUCUGGCCAACAGCCAGGCUGUGCGGGAGCAGCUGCGGCAGGAGAAGGCCCUUCUGGAGGAGAUCGAGCGCCAUGGCGAGAAGGUCGAGGAGUGCCAGAGGUUUGCGAAACAGUACAUCAACGCCAUCAAGGACUAUGAACUCCAGCUGGUCACAUACAAGGCGCAGCUUGAGCCGGUGGCCUCCCCGGCCAAGAAGCCCAAGGUCCAGUCCGGAUCAGAGAGUGUCAUCCAGGAGUAUGUGGACCUGCGUACGCGCUACAGUGAGCUGACCACACUCACGAGCCAGUACAUCAAGUUCAUCAGUGAGACUCUGCGUCGCAUGGAGGAGGAGGAGAGGCUGGCUGAGCAGCAGCGGGCAGAGGAGCGCGAGCGGCUGGCCGAGGUGGAGGCUGCGCUGGAGAAGCAGCGGCAGCUGGCCGAGGCGCACGCCCAGGCAAAGGCACAGGCGGAGCGGGAGGCGAAGGAGCUGCAGCAGCGCAUGCAGGAGGAGGUGGUGCGGCGGGAGGAGGCGGCAGUGGAUGCGCAGCAGCAGAAGCGCAGCAUCCAGGAGGAGCUGCAGCAGCUGCGGCAGAGUUCGGAGGCAGAGAUCCAGGCCAAGGCCCGGCAGGCAGAGGCAGCGGAGCGCAGCCGGCUGCGCAUUGAGGAGGAGAUCCGCGUGGUGCGCCUGCAGCUGGAGGCCACUGAGCGCCAGCGUGGUGGGGCUGAGGGGGAGCUGCAGUCCCGGCGGCAGGUGGAAGAAGCCGAGCGGUUGAAGCAGUCGGCAGAGGAGCAGGCACAGGCCCGGGCUCAGGCGCAGGCGGCUGCAGAGAAGCUGCGCAAGGAAGCCGAACAAGAGGCAGCACGACGGGCACAGGCGGAGCAGGCGGCCCUGCGGCAGAAGCAGGCAGCUGAUGCAGAGAUGGAGAAGCAUAAGAAGUUCGCCGAACAGACGCUGCGGCAGAAGGCGCAGGUGGAGCAGGAGUUGACCACACUGCGGCUGCAGCUGGAGGAGACCGACCACCAGAAGAACCUGCUGGACGAGGAGCUGCAGCGGCUGAAGGCGGAGGCGACGGAGGCCGCACGCCAGCGUAGCCAGGUGGAGGAGGAGCUCUUCUCAGUGCGUGUGCAAAUGGAGGAGCUGAGCAAGCUCAAGGCACGCAUCGAGGCCGAGAACCGUGCACUCAUCUUGCGCGACAAGGACAAUACGCAGCGUUUCCUGCAGGAGGAGGCUGAGAAGAUGAAGCAGGUGGCGGAGGAGGCCGCGCGGCUGAGCGUGGCAGCUCAGGAGGCUGCGCGACUGCGGCAGCUGGCAGAGGAGGACCUGGCACAGCAGCGAGCCUUGGCGGAGAAGAUGCUCAAGGAGAAGAUGCAGGCGGUGCAGGAGGCUACGCGACUCAAGGCUGAGGCAGAGCUGCUGCAGCAGCAGAAGGAGCUUGCACAGGAGCAGGCUCGGCGGCUGCAGGAGGACAAGGAGCAGAUGGCACAGCAGCUGGCGGAGGAGACGCAGGGCUUCCAGCGGACACUGGAGGCCGAGCGGCAGCGGCAGCUGGAGAUGAGCGCUGAGGCUGAGCGCCUCAAGCUGCGUAUGGCUGAGAUGAGCCGCGCCCAGGCCCGCGCUGAGGAGGACGCCCAGCGCUUCCGGAAGCAGGCGGAGGAGAUCGGUGAGAAGCUGCACCGCACAGAGCUUGCUACGCAGGAGAAGGUGACGCUGGUGCAGACGCUGGAGAUCCAGCGACAGCAGAGUGACCACGAUGCCGAGCGCCUGCGGGAGGCCAUUGCUGAGCUGGAGCGUGAGAAGGAGAAGCUCCAACAGGAGGCCAAACUGCUGCAGCUCAAGUCUGAGGAGAUGCAGACGGUGCAGCAGGAACAACUGCUGCAGGAGACGCAGGCCCUGCAGCAGAGCUUCCUCUCUGAGAAGGACAGCCUGCUACAGCGGGAGCGCUUCAUCGAGCAGGAGAAGGCCAAGCUGGAGCAGCUCUUCCAGGACGAGGUGGCCAAGGCACAGCAGCUGCGUAAGGAGCAGCAGCGGCAGCAGGAACAGAUGGAGCAGGAACGGCAGCGGCUGGUGGCCAGCAUGGAGGAGGCCCGGCGGCGGCAGCGUGAGGCCGAGGAGGGCGUGCGGCGCAAGCAGGAGGAGCUGCAGCAGCUGGAGCAGCAGCGGCGGCAGCAGGAGGAGCUGCUGGCUGAGGAGAACCAGAGGCUGCGUGAGCAGCUGCAGCGCCUGGAGGAGGAGCACCGGGCCGCACUUGCGCACUCAGAGGAGGUCACUGCCUCUCAGGUGGCCGCCACAAAGACCCUGCCCAACGGCCGGGAUGCACUUGAUGGCCCUGCGACAGAGGCAGAGCCGGAGCACAGCUUCGAUGGCCUGCGGCAGAAGGUGCCAGCCCAGAGGCUGCAGGAGGCCGGCAUCCUGAGUGUGGAGGAGCUACAGCGGCUGGCACAGGGCCACACCACAGUGGACGAGCUUGCGCGGCGGGAAGAUGUACGCCACUACCUGCAGGGCCACAGCAGUAUCGCGGGGCUGUUGCUGAAGCCCACCAAUGAGAAGCUGAGUGUUUACACCGCCCUGCAGAGGCAGCUGCUGAGCCCUGGCACGGCCCUCAUCCUGCUGGAGGCUCAGGCGGCCUCAGGCUUCCUGCUGGACCCGGUGCGGAACCGACGGCUGACUGUCAAUGAGGCUGUGAAGGAGGGCGUGGUGGGCCCUGAGCUGCACCACAAGCUGCUGUCGGCCGAGCGCGCCGUCACUGGCUACAAGGACCCCUACACCGGGCAGCAGAUCUCCCUCUUCCAAGCCAUGCAGAAGGACCUCAUCGUCCGGGAGCACGGCAUCCGCCUGCUGGAGGCCCAGAUCGCCACGGGCGGCAUCAUCGACCCCGUGCACAGCCACCGCGUGCCCGUGGACGUGGCCUACCGGCGCGGCUACUUCGACGAGGAGAUGAACCGCGUCCUGGCGGACCCCAGCGACGACACCAAGGGCUUCUUCGACCCCAACACGCACGAGAACCUCACGUACCUGCAGCUGCUGGAGCGCUGCGUGGAGGACCCCGAGACGGGCCUGCGCCUUCUACCACUCACGGAUAAGGCUGCCAAGGGCAGGGAGCUGGUCUACACCGACUCCGAGGCCCGGGACGUCUUUGAGAAGGCCACUGUGUCCGCGCCGUUCGGCAAGUUCCAGGGCAAGACGGUGACCAUCUGGGAAAUCAUCAACUCGGAAUACUUCACAGCAGAGCAGCGGCGGGACCUGCUACGGCAGUUCCGCACGGGCCGGAUCACGGUGGAGAAGAUCAUCAAGAUCAUCAUCACGGUGGUGGAGGAGCAGGAGCAGAAGGGCCAGCUCUGCUUCGAGGGCCUGCGCAGCCUGGUGCCAGCCGCCGAGCUGCUGGAGAGCAGGGUCAUCGACCGCGAGCUCUACCACCAGCUGCAACAAGGUGAGCGCUCUGUGCGAGAGGUGGCCGAGGUGGACACUGUGCGGCGGGCCCUCCGGGGUGCCAACGUCAUCGCAGGCGUGUGGCUGGAGGAGGCGGGGCAGAGGCUGAGCAUCUACGACGCCCUGAAGAAAGACCUGCUGCCGUCUGACGUGGCUGUGGCCCUGUUGGAAGCCCAGGCUGGCACCGGGCACAUCAUCGACCCCUCCACCAGCGCCCGGCUGACCGUGGACGAGGCAGUGCGCGCCGGCCUGGUGGGCCCCGAGUUUCAUGAGAAGCUGCUGUCAGCCGAGAAGGCUGUGACGGGAUACAGGGACCCCUACACGGGGCAGAGUGUCUCGCUGUUCCAGGCCCUGAAGAAGGGCCUUAUUCCCCGGGAGCAGGGCCUGCGCCUGUUGGACGCCCAGUUGUCCACGGGAGGUGUCGUGGACCCCAGCAAGAGCCACCGCGUGCCCCUGGAUGUUGCCUGCGCCCGAGGCUUCCUGGACGAGGAGACCAGCAGGGCCCUGUCAGCACCAAGGGCCGACGCCAAGGCCUACUGCGACCCCAGCACAGGGGAGCCGGUCACCUACAGCGAGCUCCAGCAGCGGUGCCGGCCCGACCAGCUGACCGGGCUGAGCCUGCUGCCGCUCUCAGAGAAGGCUGCUCGGGCCCGGCAGGAGGAGCUCUACUCAGAGCUGCAGGCCCGUGAGACCUUCGAGAAGACCCCGGUUGACGUCCCCGUGGGCGGCUUCAAGGGCAGGACGGUGACAGUGUGGGAGCUCAUCAGCUCUGAGUACUUCACCGCAGAGCAGCGGCAGGAGCUGCUGCGUCAGUUCCGCACCGGCAAGGUCACCGUGGAGAAGGUCAUCAAGAUCCUCAUCACCAUCGUGGAGGAGGUGGAGACCCUGCGGCAGGAGAGGCUGUCCUUCAGCGGCCUCCGUGCCCCUGUGCCAGCCAGCGAGCUCCUGGCUUCCAGGGUCCUCAGCAGAGCCCAGUUUGAGCAGCUCAAGGACGGCAAGACGACGGUCAAGGACCUUUCGGAGCUGGACUCCGUGCGGACGCUGCUGCAGGGCAGUGGCUGCCUCGCUGGCAUCUACCUGGAGGACACCAAGGAGAAGGUGUCCAUCUACGAGGCCAUGCGCCGGGGCCUGCUGAGACCCAGCACCGCUGCGCUCCUGCUGGAGGCGCAGGCGGCCACUGGCUUCCUGGUGGACCCCGUGCGGAACCAGCGCCUGUAUGUCCACGAGGCCGUGAAGGCAGGCGUGGUGGGCCCCGAGCUUCAUGAGCAGCUGCUAUCGGCCGAGAAGGCUGUCACCGGCUACAGAGACCCCUACUCAGGCAGUACCAUCUCCCUCUUCCAGGCCAUGCAGAAGGGCCUGGUCCUCCGGCAGCACGGCAUCCGCCUGCUGGAGGCCCAGAUCGCCACGGGCGGCAUCAUUGACCCCGUGCACAGCCACCGCGUGCCCGUGGACGUGGCCUACCAGCGUGGCUACUUCAACGAGGAGAUGAACCGCGUCUUGGCGGACCCCAGCGAUGACACCAAGGGCUUCUUCGACCCCAACACGCACGAGAACCUCACAUAUAGGCAGCUGCUGGAGCGCUGCGUGGAGGACCCUGAGACGGGCCUGCGCCUCCUGCCAUUGAAAGGAGCGGAGAAGGCUGAGGUGGUGGAGACCACACAGGUGUACACUGAGGAGGAGACACGAAGGGCAUUUGAAGAGACGCAGAUUGACAUUCCUGGCAGCGGCAGCCACGGCGGCUCCACCAUGUCCCUGUGGGAGGUGAUGCAGUCGGACCUGAUCCCCGAGGAGCAGCGGGCCCAGCUGAUGGCUGACUUUCAGGCCGGCCGGGUGACCAAGGAACGCAUGAUCAUCAUCAUCAUUGAGAUCAUUGAGAAGACGGAGAUCAUCCGCCAGCAGGGUCUGGCCUCCUACGACUACGUGCGCCGCCGCCUCACGGCUGAGGACCUCUACGAGGCUCGGAUCAUCUCCCUCGAGACCUACAACCUGCUCCGGGAGGGCACCAGGAGCCUCCGUGAGGCCCUCGAGGCGGAGUCCGCCUGGCGCUACCUCUAUGGCACGGGCUGUGUGGCCGGCGUCUACUUGCCCGGCUCCAGGCAGACACUGAGCAUCUACCAGGCCCUCAAGAAAGGGCUGCUGAGUGCCGAGGUGGCCCGCCUGCUGCUGGAGGCACAAGCAGCCACGGGCUUCCUGCUGGAUCCGGUGAAGGGGCAGCGGCUGACUGUGGAUGAGGCUGUGCGGAAGGGCCUGGUGGGGCCCGAGCUGCACGACCGCCUGCUCUCGGCUGAGCGGGCGGUCACUGGCUACCGCGACCCCUACACUGAGCAGACCAUCUCGCUCUUCCAGGCCAUGAAGAAGGAGCUGAUCCCUACUGAGGAGGCCCUGCGGCUGCUGGAUGCCCAGCUGGCCACUGGCGGCAUUGUGGACCCCCGCCUGGGCUUCCACCUUCCACUGGAGGUGGCUUACCAGCGCGGCUACCUCAACAAGGAAACGCACGACCAGCUGUCCGAGCCCAGCGAGGUGCGCAGCUACGUGGACCCGUCCACCGACGAGCGCCUCAGCUACACGCAGCUGCUCAGACGGUGUCGCCGUGACGAUAGCACUGGCCAGCUGCUCCUGCCGCUGUCGGACGCUCGCAAGCUGACCUUCCGUGGCCUGCGGAAGCAGAUCACUGUGGAGGAGCUGGUGCGCUCGCAGGUCAUGGACGAGGCCACGGCGCUGCAGCUGCGGGAGGGCCUGACCUCCAUCGAGGAGGUCACCAAGAACUUACAGAAGUUCCUGGAAGGCACCAGCUGCAUCGCUGGCGUCUUCGUGGACGCCACCAAGGAACGGCUCUCGGUGUACCAGGCCAUGAAGAAGGGCAUCAUCCGCCCCGGCACGGCCUUUGAGCUUCUAGAGGCGCAGGCGGCCACCGGGUACGUCAUCGACCCCAUCAAGGGACUGAAGCUGACGGUGGAGGAGGCUGUGCGUAUGGGCAUUGUGGGCCCCGAGUUCAAGGACAAGCUGCUGUCGGCUGAGCGAGCCGUCACCGGGUACAAGGACCCCUACUCUGGGAAGCUCAUCUCCCUCUUCCAGGCCAUGAAGAAGGGCCUGAUCCUGAAGGACCACGGCAUCCGCCUGCUGGAGGCCCAGAUCGCCACGGGCGGCAUCAUCGACCCCGAGGAGAGCCACCGGCUGCCCGUGGAGGUGGCCUACAAGCGUGGCCUCUUCGACGAGGAGAUGAACGAGAUCCUGACCGACCCCUCGGACGACACCAAGGGCUUCUUUGACCCCAACACGGAGGAGAACCUCACCUACCUGCAGCUGAUGGAGCGUUGUAUCACCGACCCCCAGACGGGCCUGUGCCUCCUGCCGCUGAAGGAGAAGAAGCGGGAGCGGAAGACGUCCUCCAAGUCCUCCGUGCGCAAGCGCCGAGUGGUCAUCGUGGACCCCGAGACGGGCAAGGAGAUGUCAGUGUACGAGGCCUACCGCAAGGGCCUCAUUGACCACCAGACGUACCUGGAGCUGUCCGAGCAGGAGUGCGAGUGGGAGGAGAUCACCAUCUCCUCCUCGGACGGCGUAGUUAAGUCCAUGAUCAUCGACCGCCGCUCCGGCCGCCAAUAUGACAUUGACGACGCCAUCGCCAAGAACCUCAUCGACCGCUCAGCACUGGACCAGUACCGCGCCGGCACGCUCUCCAUCACCGAGUUCGCCGACAUGCUCUCGGGCAAUGCCAGCGGCUUCCGGUCCCGUUCCUCCUCCGUGGGAUCCUCCUCCUCCUACCCCAUCAGCCCCGCCGUCUCCAGGACCCAGCUGGCCUCCUGGUCAGACCCCACUGAGGAGACGGGCCCCGUGGCUGGCAUCCUGGACACGGAGACGCUGGAGAAGGUGUCCAUCACCGAGGCCAUGCACCGCAACCUGGUGGAUAACAUCACAGGGCAGCGACUGCUGGAGGCACAGGCCUGCACUGGGGGCAUCAUCGACCCCAGCACCGGCGAGCGCUUCCCUGUCACCGACGCUGUUAACAAGGGCCUGGUGGACAAGAUCAUGGUGGACCGCAUCAAUCUGGCCCAGAAGGCCUUCUGCGGCUUUGAGGACCCACGCACCAAGACCAAGAUGUCGGCCGCCCAGGCCCUGAAGAAGGGCUGGCUCUACUACGAGGCUGGCCAGCGCUUCCUGGAGGUGCAGUACCUGACCGGUGGCCUGAUUGAGCCCGACACGCCAGGCCGCGUGCCCUUGGACGAGGCCCUGCAGCGCGGCACGGUGGAUGCCCGCACUGCACAGAAGCUGCGUGACGUGGGCGCCUACUCCAAGUACCUCACCUGCCCUAAGACCAAGCUCAAGAUCUCCUACAAGGACGCGCUGGACCGCAGCAUGGUGGAGGAGGGCACAGGGCUGCGGCUGCUGGAGGCUGCCGCGCAGUCCAGCAAGGGCUACUACAGCCCCUACAGCGUCAGCGGCUCCGGCUCCACCGCCGGCUCCCGCACCGGCUCCCGCACCGGCUCCCGGGCCGGCUCCCGCCGCGGCAGCUUUGACGCCACUGGCUCUGGCUUCUCCAUGACCUUCUCUUCGUCCUCCUACUCCUCCUCAGGCUACGGCCGCCGCUACGCCUCAGGGUCCUCGGCCUCCGUGGGGGGCCCUGAGUCCGCCGUGGCCUGAGCCUGCCUGCGCCCACCCCGCUCUGCAUGCGGCCCAGCCCGGCUCCCACCGAGGCGCUGGGGUCGUUUUCAACGCUUAAAGGUGUCUUCCUCCCAAGUGGUGCCUAAAGUUUAACCAAAAAGACCAGACUAAUAUAUUAAUAUAUAUCUGCUGUCCAGACAGCCUGUAUCUUGGGGGACAGGGCUGGCCCAGCCCUGCUGGCCGUCUCACCCCCUCGGGUCUCCCCACUCCCCUCUACCUGCCACUCACACAGCCAGGUGCCUUGGAGGGUCCCACGCUGGGCCCCAGCCCACCCUCCUGUCCCCAGGGUUGCCCGUCUGCCUGUCCUAGCUGCACAGGGCAGCUGGGCUCAGCCCCGUCAGUAGAGGGCCCCUGGUGUUUCUAGCACUGGCCUGCACGGUAGGCCUUGCUGGGGAUGGGGAGCCCCAGUCGGCCUCUCUCCCAGUCUACCCAGAGAAGCCCCUUCCCCAUGGGAAGACGAGGCCCUCGGGCCCAGCCCCCACAGUGCUGUCUGACCUGUGCUUUCCAGCUCACCCCCCACACUCACUCCUGAGACCUCUGGCCUCCGGCAUCAGCCUCCAGCCUCUGUUCCCCUAGUAAGUGCCUUCCAUGUCGGCCUCUAACCCCAGGCCCUGAGGACCCAGACCCGGUGGGGAGACGGACGUUCCAGCUGGCAUGGCUGGGAGCUGCAGACCUGCCCUGGUGGGUCCAGGGGCCCCUUCAGCUUGUGGACCCCACCCUGGGGUGCUGCCUGCCCGUCUCUCUCCCAGGGAGUCCCAGCCCACUUUGGGCCCAGGGAUGCCGGCCAGGCUCUGUGCUGACCGUCCUGUUCCACCCAGCCCUGGCCUCAGCAGCGACCGCCCCUGCCUCCACCUUCCGAGCUUUGCAUGUUCCACUAACCCUGGGCGGGUGGCAGGUGGAGGUGUCAGGCUGCUGGCGCCUCUGCAAGGGCAGAACACUAACCUGACCGUGGGCGGGGCCUUGCGGCAUCCGCCCCCAAUAAAAGCAAUUCCAACCUU